UUAAGCUAGUAAUAAAGCCAUUGACAGUUACCAAUCCAUUAUAUACCCACAGAUGGCGAAUUUGCUCUCUAGCCCGUUUUACUUCCCUUCACCGGGCUAGGACUGAGCAAAAAUGCCGCGCAGUAAAUUAGCAGUAUACAAGCAGCAGUUGCGAGCUGCAGAGGAGGAUGUCAAGCGCAAGGCGAAGCAGCUGGAACAGCUGCGGGAGCAGGUGGACCAGGCGUGGACAAAGGUCGAACAGCUUGAGGGCGAAGUAAACAGCAAUGUCACCCUGGAGGAAGACGUCCAAGCCCUGCUGCAGCACCAGCAGCAAACCGCCGCUGCCUUUAAGGACUAUGAGAACCGCGUGCUGGCUCUGGAGCUGCAGGGGCUGGUGGAGCGGUGGCGCACGCUGGACCUGGAGGAGCUGUCGCAGCAGAACCACGACCUGCGCGAGGAGUGCAUGCGGCUGCAGGCGGAGAACAUGGAGCUGAGCAGAGCGGUGGCUGAGAACAGCUUGACGGCUCGUCGCGACCUGGCCAAGAUUGAGUUGGCGCUGGAGAUGACGGUCAAGGCCAAGAUGCGGGACAUGUACGACAAGAUCAAGCAGGAGCUGUACAACGAAAUGGACGACAAGACCAAGAAGAUGGUAGCCGAGCACGGUGCGCUGCAGGACUAUGUGCGCACGCAGGCGGCCCACGCAGCCUCCCUGGACCGCCAGUACCGCAGCCUGCAGGCCGACCGCACUCGCUUCAAGGUGGAUGCUGACGUGGCCGCCAGCCUCAGCGAGCAGCAGGCGUCGCAGGCGGUGGGGCUCAGGCGGCAGCUGCAGCAGGCCUACCAGGCGGUGGAGCUGCUGCGCCGGCGCCUGGCGGACAGCGAGGCGCGCGCGCAGGCGGCGUGGGACGAGGCGGUGCGGGCGAGCUCCAGGGAAGCGGUGGCGGCGGCGGCAGCGGCGCGGGCGGGGCUGGCGGCGGGCGGGCAUGGCGGUGCGGGGGAGGCGGAUGCGGACAGCGCGUUUGGCAUGAUGGGCGAGGGCGCCGAGAUCGCAGCCCUGGAGUCUCAGCUGCGCCACGCCAAGCAGCGCUUCGAGCGCAUGCGGCUGCAGCGCGACCGCUGGCGCGACCGCUGCCUGCUGUACGAGAAGGCCACUGCGCAGCUGCAGGCGGCGCUGCUCACGCUGCGGGAGCACCAGCAAGCGGCGGGGCUGAUGGUGGGGCAGGC
This is a messenger RNA of Astrephomene gubernaculifera, 1203 nucleotides long. Lineage: Eukaryota; Viridiplantae; Chlorophyta; Chlorophyceae; Chlamydomonadales; Astrephomenaceae. The record is from the annotation of a GenBank genome assembly.